Molecule: messenger RNA, 6048 nt
Organism: Neopelma chrysocephalum (saffron-crested tyrant-manakin)
Lineage: Eukaryota; Metazoa; Chordata; Aves; Passeriformes; Pipridae
Gene: SBNO2
Product: strawberry notch homolog 2
Exons: 31
Coding region: 444-4511 (1355 amino acids)
Biological process (GO): regulation of DNA-templated transcription
Cellular component (GO): nucleus
Molecular function (GO): histone binding; chromatin DNA binding
Source: RefSeq, a predicted model, not a curated record
GCCUUGAGUUUGCACACAAGUGCAGAGUCUUUUUGUACAUCAGACAAGAAAAUUCCUCUGGCUGAACUCGGGUGUGUGUGCAGGAGUGGUGGGGACCUGCCAGGCUCCCGCAGUGUGAAAGGCAGGAGAGGUGUGUCUCAGUUCCUGUCUGGUUGAAUUCCAGGUGUGGUGGUAGUGGAGAGCUCUGUUUCCCAGAAAAACCUCUCUUUUCUGAAGAGGCAGGAGCACUUCACAGGCUGGUGGCUGUUUGCUCAUCUCUCAGCUAUGUUUGGGCUUACGAGUCUCUUUUUUUCCCCCUCCUCUUUCGUAAAACCUAACCGUGCCUUUCUUUCCCAGCCCAGGACAUGGUGCAGGGUGAAGAGCACAGAUAAAGACCCUCCCAGCACUCACUCCAGAGCCUGUCCCGCCCAUCCCGAGGGCUCCAUGCGGCAGGACACGGGCUGAUGCCCUCAGCUCACCCCGCCAUGGAGGGGGGGAACAGCUUCCCGCAGCACCAGCAGCCGGGCGAUGCCCUGUGCAGCAUCCCCGGCCUCCGCCCCCAGCUCGCCCUGCCGGACAUGGAGAAUUCCAUGCUGGCCGCCAAUCCAUGGAGUAGCUGCUACUCUGCCUCUUUCCCAACCUCGUCCUUCCCAAGUGAAAACCAGCAAUAUUUUAACCUCCCUCAGGAUUUUUAUAUGGAUUCCAUCAGCAGACCACAUUUCUUGGAUACAAACUAUGCAACUGUGGACCCCGCUGACUUCUUACCAAAAAAUGGGGAUUUUCCUCAGGACUCUUCAUACCUCGAUGAGCUCUCCAACAACUCCCUCUUCUCGUCCCCUGCGGAUUCCCUGUCGGACAUCGCGGAUCCCAAGGACUUCCUGUCCGCCGACAGCCUCAACCACGUGCCAACACUAUGGGAUGUGAACACACCACAGAACCCCAUCGAGCUGUUCUCAUCCAGCACACCAUUCCCUGGCCUGAAUAGCUCCCAUGACCACGUUCCUGCUGUCCCCAACACCCCACUCCUCAUCAGCUACCAGUCUCAGGCUCCUGCAGAGGAGGAGGAUGAGGGUGAGGAGGAAGAAACGGAAGAGUUGGGGCAAACAGAGACCUAUGCAGAAUACAUCCCUUCAAAGUCCAAGAUUGGGAAGCACCACCCUGACCUGGUGGUUGAGACGAGUACCCUGUCCAGCGUUCCCCCCCCUGACAUCACCUACAGCCUGUCCCUGCCAUGCUCCGUGGCUGACAAGGGCUCCCUCUCUGCACUACAGCUGGAAGCAAUCAUCUAUGCCUGCCAGCAACAUGAAGUUUUAUUGCCCAAUGGGCAGCGAGCUGGGUUCCUCAUCGGGGACGGUGCCGGAGUGGGAAAGGGCAGGACCGUUGCGGGCAUCAUCUUUGAAAAUUAUCUUAAAGGGAGGAAAAAAGCUCUGUGGUUCAGCGUCUCCAAUGAUCUCAAGUACGAUGCUGAGAGAGACCUGAAGGACAUCGAGGCCUCCCACAUUCCUGUGCAUGCUCUGAACAAGAUUAAAUACGGUGACACAGCUACCUCAGAAGGAGUCCUCUUUGCCACCUACUCGGCGCUGAUUGGCGAGAGCCAGGCCGGGGGACAGCACAGGACGCGCCUAAAACAGAUUUUGGACUGGUGCAGGGAAAACUUUGAUGGAGUUAUCGUGUUUGAUGAAUGCCACAAAGCCAAAAAUGCCAGCUCUACCAAAAUGGGCAAAGCAGUGCUGGACCUGCAGAACAAGCUGCCUCAAGCAAGGGUUGUCUAUGCCAGUGCCACAGGUGCCUCGGAGCCAAAAAACAUGAUUUACAUGAGCCGCCUGGGGAUCUGGGGGGAGGGAACCCCAUUCCGAGCCUUCGAUGAGUUCCUGCACGCCAUUGAGAAGAGGGGAGUCGGGGCGAUGGAGAUCGUGGCGAUGGACAUGAAGGUCAGUGGGAUGUACAUUGCCCGGCAGCUCAGCUUCACUGGGGUGACCUUCAGGAUCGAGGAGAUCCCGCUGGACGAGCAGUACAAGGCUGUCUAUGACAAGGCAGCCAAGCUGUGGGCAGAGGCCUUGAUGGUGUUCCAGCAGGCAGCCGACUGCAUCGGGCUGGAGUCUCGGAAGUCGCUGUGGGGUCAGUUCUGGUCGGCUCACCAGCGCUUCUUCAAGUACCUGUGCAUCGCUGCCAAGGUGCGGCGGCUCGUGGAGCUGGCCCGGGAGGAGCUGGCCAGGGACAAGUGCAUCGUCAUCGGCCUGCAGUCCACCGGGGAGGCUCGCACCAGGGAGGUCCUGGAUGAGAAUGAUGGGCAUCUCAACCGUUUUGUCUCUGCUGCAGAAGGCGUCUUUCUAUCACUAAUUCAGAAGCACUUUCCUUCAACCAAAAGAAAGAGAGAAAAAGGAACUGGCAUUAAAAGAAAACGGCGGCCGCGGGGCCGGUGGCCCAAGGCUCUGCGGGGUAGUUUUCACAUGCUGCCUUCCCAGAAAGAGCUGCACGGCCUGAGAGAGCUGGAGAUCGUGGAAAAGAUGAAGCAGGACCUCCUGGCAAAAGUGCAAGCACUGGGCAAAGAGCUACCUCUCAACACCUUGGAUGAACUGAUAGAUUACUUUGGGGGCCCGGAGAACGUGGCUGAGAUGACGGGCCGGAAGGGCCGUGUUGUCCGCAGGCCCGACGGCUCCGUGGUGUUCGAGUCGCGCGCGGAGCAGGGGCUCUCCAUAGACCACGUCAACCUGAAGGAGAAGGAGCGCUUCAUGAACGGGGACAAGCUCGUAGCGAUAAUCUCGGAGGCCUCCAGCUCAGGGAUCUCCCUCCAAGCAGACAGACGGGUGAAGAACCAGAAGCGCCGGGUCCACAUGACCCUGGAGCUGCCCUGGAGCGCGGACCGGGCCAUCCAGCAGUUUGGCCGAACGCACCGAUCGAACCAGGUCUCUGCUCCAGAGUACGUGUUCCUGAUCUCAGAGCUGGCAGGGGAGAGGAGGUUUGCAUCCAUCGUGGCCAAACGCCUGGAGAGCCUGGGUGCCUUAACUCAUGGGGACCGACGGGCCACCGAGUCCCGGGACCUCAGCAAGUACAACUUCGAGAACAAGUAUGGGGCCAAAGCCCUGGACAGGGUGCUGUCCACGAUCCUCAGCCACAUGGAGAACAGAGUUCCUGUGCCCAAGAGCUACGAGAGACGGGAGGCCGACUUUUUCCGUGAGAUGAAGCAAGGGCUCAUCUCCGUGGGGAUCUGCUGCAGUCAGAUGAAGUACGGCACUGUCUCGGUGGAGAAGGACUGUUCCAUCACCAAAUUCCUGAACCGCAUCCUGGGCCUGGAGGUGGACAAGCAGAACAUGCUCUUCCAGUAUUUUUCUGACACCUUUGACUAUCUGAUUGAGAAGGACAAGAAGGAGGGCAAAUACGACAUGGGCAUCCUUGAUUUAGCACCAGGAGUGGAUGAGAUCUAUGAGGAGAGCAAGGAGGUCUUCCUGACCCCGGGGCACCCGCAGGACGGGCAGGUCGUGUUCUACAAGAUCAGCGUCGACAGAGGCUUAAAGUGGGAAGAAGCUUAUGAGAAGUCGCUCAAACUGACAGGAGCCAACGAAGGGUUCUACCUCUCCUACAAGAUGCGAGGCAGCAAAUACACCUGUCUGCUGGCAGAGCAGAGCCGUGGGAAGAACUUCAUCCUCUACAAGCCAAAUAUCGGGAAGCAAAGCCAGCCCGAGAGCCUGGACAGUCUGCAGAAGAAGUACCGGCGGGUGAUGCCCGAGGAAGCCAAGGAGCACUGGGAGAGCAGCUACCACUUCUCCUUGAAGAACUGUAACCACGCCGUGUGGAACAAGAGCUGCAAGCUGAUCCAGGAGGGGAAGGAGUGCUUCCAGGGCAUGCGCCUGCGGCACUACUACAUGCUGUGCGGGGCCCUGCUGCGCGUGUGGAGCAGGAUCGCCGGCAUCAUGGCCGACAUCACCGCCAGCAGCUACCUGCAGAUCGUCCGCCUCAAAACCAAGGAGAAGAAGAAGCAAGUUGGGAUAAAGAUCCCCGAGAGCUGCGUGCACAGGGUGCGGGAGGAGCUGAAGCAGAUGGACCAGGACGUGAAGCGGAAGCACAGCCGGCUGCUCCAGGCCCAGGAGCAGGGCCCACCCUUCUCCCUGCCCCUGCACCUCCUGCCAGGACCCAGGCUACCCCUGUCCUUGCCCUCCCUGUGCCAGGACGAGAUCCUGGACUUGACCUGCAGCCCUCCCAGCAGCAGCAUUCCCGACGUGGUGAUGAACCCGGAGCCCGGAGCACUGUGCUUCCCCUCGGAGCCCCCCCUGCAGCCCCACCAGCAGCACCAGUUGCCCUUUUGCUUUGGCCUGGAGGGUGGUGUGGCCCCUGGCCCCUCACGGCACGAGCCCCCAGCGCCGCCCCCCCCGCCACCCCUGCAACAGCCACAGGAGGAUUUUCUCCAGCAAGAUGGGAGUAUCAACUUUAGAGAGAUCCUGGAGGACAUGCUGAGGACGUUCCCCCAGGAGAACCUGCUCCCCCAGGAGCGCCAGAGCGUGAUCCAGUUCAGCGGGCCCCACCUGGAUUUCUGAGUGCCAGCCGUGAAUGCCAGCGGAGCUCGGCCGCUGUGGGUCUGCGUCCUCCGGGGCAGAGGUGAGAGCUGAGGAGCCCUGAACGUCCUGCCCGUUUGGACUGACCGUUCUGUGGGUUUGAGGGAGGAAACAGGUUUGGGUGGAACGUGCCUGGGGGGAACCGAGCGGGUCCCGCGGGGCCGAGGGGCUCUGCUGUGUCCAGUCCUGCUCACAGGUCAGUGCCUGGGUGGGACUGAGGGGAGACCCCCCUCCUCUGCCCACCCCCACAGACUACUGAGUGUCCGAGCCAGGCCAGGCCUUGCCCAGCCCUCCAUCCCAGUGCUCUGCGGGGCCACAGCCGGGCUCCAGAGCCACCCAGUGACUGGUGCUGGUCCCUUAGGGAAGGGUGGGAGCCCAGACCCCCAGUUUGGGCUGCCCCAGCCUGUGCUGGAGGGCUGGGAUGAAGGGCAAGGGAAUGCUGUCCCAGCGGAGUUGGGAGCUGCUGAGCUCAGCUGUCCUCAGGUAGGGCUGAGCCGGUGUAUUGAGAGACCCAAAACUGCCUGCACUGCCCUUCCCUUCCUGGGAAGGAACCUUGGGCUGCUGAGCUCCGUGGGGAGGCUGGAGCUGGAUGCACCCCCACGGUGACAGAGCUCGAGUCUGUCAGAGCUCAGCCAGGCCAGGACCAGUGGGAUUCCCCGGAGCAAAAGGGCCACGUGUCCCCUGUCCUGCACUUUAACCUCGCCGUGACCAGCCAUGCUUUGGCCAGUUUCCUGCUGUCACAUGUCCCUUCACCUGGCUGUCCUGCUGGUCCUGCACUGUCCUUGGCUGGGCCAUGGACCCCAGCCCGAGGGUCUGGGACUGAGCAGCCCAGCCCUGGCCACUGCUGACCUUGGGAACAGCCACUCCCAGGCCCUGAAAGGGAAGAGCUCCCUGGUGAGUGCUGAGUGUGCAGCCUGGGAGUCACUGCUCAGGGUGUGCAGUGUGAGUGUCACUGCUCAGGGUGUGCAGUGUCGGGGUCACUGCUCAGGGAUGUGCACUGUGAGAGUCACUGCCCGGGCUGUGCAGUGUCACUGCUCAGGGUGUGCAGGGUCACUGCUCAAGGUGUGCAGUGUCACUGUUUAAGGUGUGCAGUGUCACUGUUCAGGGUGUGCAGGGUCACUGUUCAAGGUGUGCAGUGUCACUGUUCAGGGUGUGCAGGGUCAGUGUCACUGCUCAGGGUGUGCAGGGUCAGUGUCACUGCUCAGGGUGUGCAGGGUCUUUGUCACUGCCUGGGGUGCCCAGUUUGGCUGCUCCUGCUGCAACCUCGCUCUCGGAUAACAAAGAGCAAAGGCUGUUUUGCAAGCACUGCCCCACCCCCUGUCCCACAGCUGGACCAGCUGCCUCCUCCUGGGACAGAAGUUGGCCCUUGGCCACCUCCAGCACCUCUCCAGCAGCACCUCCCCUGAGCUGCUCCUCUGCCAGCCUCCCCUUUGCUGGGUUUCCUUUCUCUGCUGUCGCUCAUCGAGGUGUUUCCUAAGAGUGGCACUGGGAUGCUUCCAGGGGAAGGACCUGGGACCUU